AUGACUGCAGUUCCGGCCGACUGUGCGUUGUAUACCACAUGCAUUGCUAGCGAGUUUGUGAAACAGCUGUUUGAUUGCAAUGUAGCUGGAAACGCACAGUCAAUCUCGCCUCCCUUGACGAUUGAUGUGCCAACCAUGCUUGCUUGUCAGCAUCUGGCCUGGGUGCUUGCCAAUGCCUAUUCAAACCCAAUCCAACUUGACCUUGAUAUGAUUAGGUACAAUGAGGCCCUCCAUAAAUGCUCUACAGGGAUGGUUGCAACACAUGAAGAUUCCCUGCUGAAAAAAUUUCCUCGUGGGCCAGAAUGUUUGCUGGAGAAGCCCUCGGUCAUUUUGGACUCGGCCGGUCAUAUUAUCUUGUGGUACCUUCCAGAUGCCAUUAGCCUGUGGAUUCAAGCCAAGAUGGAAGACACUACAAUUGUGGUCUGGACACCCAGUGGAGAACAUUCCCCUGGUAAUUUUCAUGCCAGCGACCGAUGCCAAUUGACCCCAGGAUGUAUCAAUUUAGCCCCUUGUUGGUUCAUGCAAGGCCGGGAGGCCGAUGGAUUCACCCCCAAGGUGUCGGCCGCCCUGAAAGGGAAAGGUGGUCCCGAGAUUAUAAUCUCUAUGCAGCACGCAGCACUACUGGCCUCGGCUGCUCUUAGGGUGAUGCAUCCAAAGUUGUAUUGGGCGUUGGUCACUACACAUAUCAAACUUGCCCGAUGGGCAGUGGAACAUGGCCUCAGUGAUAUGAGCACUUGCCUGCAAUUUUGGGCCUCGGUGUUUAAUUGUGCAGCUGUAAUUUGCAACAGACAAUGUCCUCUUCACCGAGAUCCAAGUUCUACUCCCGAAGGGUUUGAUGUCAUGAGCAGUGUUGGCCAUUAUUGUAAUGGGCUCAUGACAUUAUCUAACCUCAGUAUUCGGUUGCAAUAUAACUCGGGCGCUAUGGUCGGCUGCUCUGGCCACUUUGUCAGGCAUGGUGUCACAUACACCGGCGAUCACAUUGUGUGGGCUUGGUUCAUACGUGACAGCCUUCAGAAUUUUGUGGGGACACCUCGGCCAUCGUACGCAACUUACAUGGGUGUAGACUAA
Molecule: messenger RNA, 1068 nt
Organism: Suillus subalutaceus
Lineage: Eukaryota; Fungi; Basidiomycota; Agaricomycetes; Boletales; Suillaceae
Exons: 5
Coding region: 1-1068 (355 amino acids)
Source: RefSeq, a predicted model, not a curated record